Messenger RNA from Solenopsis invicta (red fire ant), 4016 nucleotides. RefSeq lists its product as uncharacterized. The transcript is spliced from 9 exons. The coding region runs from base 2593 to 3729 and encodes 378 amino acids. The record is from RefSeq and is a predicted model, not a curated record. Lineage: Eukaryota; Metazoa; Arthropoda; Insecta; Hymenoptera; Formicidae.
UUUCAGAGUCGACGACCGGCGUUGUAAAUUUAUGAAUUAUCCAAGUUUUAACACGUAACCUCGUGGCGUUAUGGAAAAAAGUGUACCCAAAAUCGAAAACAUUACCCAAAUAAUGAAACGAAAUUUGCCCAGAAAAGACAUUGCAUGUGUAUCAAAAAGUCGCUUGUGUCAAUUAGCUGCACAAGAAUCAGAACUUAUAUAUGAUAGUUUCUUCAAUACAACUGUAUCAUCACAUAGUGAUAAUGAUGAAAAAUCAAAAUAUUUAAAUAAUGAUUCUAGAAUAUAUUCACAUACGAUACAUAAACGUACAGAAACGCAUGCAAUUGAAAAUGGCACUAUUAAUGAACAAAAUGAGAAUAAUAUAUGUGCAGCAUAUGAAGAUGACGAAUGUCGACAGUUAAACGAAUCGGAUUCAGAACAAUCUCCUAUAAACAUUUCUUGUGACUCAAUACCUUAUGUGGCAUCUGAAAAUACAAAUACAAGAGAUAGCGAUUUUAAAGAUAUCCUUGCUGUCUGGGCUACAGAGCAUCAAGUCUCACAUACUGCUCUGAGAACAUUACUUCAAAUAUUAAAACAACACUCUUGUUCAAGCUUUUGUCUCAACAAAAUUGUCGACAGAUGCACGAUCACUUUUAAGAACACCGAGAGAACAAGAGAUACGCACAGUAACUCCGGGAAUAUAUCACCAUUUUGGAUUACUUAAAUCUGUAUUAAAUAUAUUGACAUCCGCAAAGGAUAAUAUUGAUUGUGUGAAAAUAACUAUCAAUGUUGAUGGAUUACCACUGUCGAAAUCGUCAUCACAACAGUUCUGGCCCAUAUUAGGUUCAGUUCUUCCAUAUGAUAAUGUAUUUGUAAUUGGACUUUAUUAUGGAUAUGAAAAACCGACAAAUGCCAAUGAUUUUUUGAAGCAAUUUGUUGACGAGGCUAAAGAUAUGUGCGAAAACGGUAUUACCAUUAAUGGUCGUAAUAUAAAUUGCAGGCUUGAGGCUUUAAUUUGUGAUACUCCGGCGAAAGCAUUUGUUAUGUGUGUAAAAGGACAUUCCGGUUAUUCCAGCUGUACUAAGUGUCAAACAGAAGGAGAAUAUGUAGGAAACCGAAUAUGUUUCCCACAAAUCAAUGCACCACCUAGAACAGAUAACAAUUUCAUUCGAAAGACUGACGAUAAUUAUCACAAGCCAGAUAUCACCUGCAGUUUGUUAGAAAUACCACAUUUUAAACCAAUGUUCCGUUAGAUCCUAUGCACUUGGUGUUCUUAGGUACUAUGCGCAAAAUAAUAUAUUUAUGGCUUUCUGGGAAAUUGGAUUAUCGGCUACAAAAUAGAGCUGUUGAAGAAAUUUCUACACGUUUAACAACACUGUUGAAGCCUGCAAUACCUGUAGAAUUUGCAAGAAAGCCACGAGCACUAAAUUGUGUGAAAUUAUGGAAAGCUACAGAAUAUCGACUGAUAUUAUUAUACACGGGUCCACUGGCUUUUAAAUAUUAAAGAAAAACGUAUAUAUCAAUUUUAUGACGCUACAUGUGGUUAUUUGCAUUCUUUCUUCACCAGAUUUAAAUCAAUACAUAAAUUAUGCGCAAGAUUUGAUAUUUUUCUUUAUUGAAACAUUUAAGAAACUAUAUGGUACUGAGAAUAUGUCACAUAAUAUUCACAGUUUUGUGCAUCUUGUUGAUGACGUUAAAAGAUUUGGACCGCUUGACAACUUUACUGCAUUUAAAUUUGAAAAUUAUAUGAAAACAUUGAAGAAAUAUAUUAGGAAAACAGAAAGACCUUUACAACAAGUUGUGCGGAGAUAUUUUGAAGAAGAAAUAAACUAGGAUUUAUCACUAUCAACUUCUCUUUCAUCACGUUCUGCUUUGGUACACCCAAAUUUAACAAAUUUGCAUUAUGAUGGUCCACUUGUUUCCAAUUGUAACAAUCCACAAUGUAAAAUAGUGAAGUAUAACGGAAUUACAUUGAAAGCUGGGACACUCGCGGAUAGUUGUUGCGGCUUAAAUUGUGGUGCCAUUGUAUGUAUAGAAAAUAUAGCACACUGUUCAAAGCGAAAUGUUCCAGUCAUUAUAGGUCGCGAAUUUUUAGAAAGAAACGACUUAUAUAAUAUUCCUUGUCCAUCAUCAUUACUUGAAAUUUAUAGUGUGCACUCAUGCUCAGAAUUGAAAUCGUGGCCAUUAAAAAAUGUUGUUAGAAAAUAUGUGAAGUUGCCGUAUGAAAAUGACAAAUAUGCAGUUUUUCCAUUGAUACAUAGCAAAAUGUAAUAUGUAUUGAGACAGAAUCGCUGGCACGUUGAAGAUGUACGCAGUCGUUGAAUUUGAAGAUGGACUCUCAGUAGUUCCAUACAAAUGGUUAACUCAAGAUCUGAAGGAAGCUUUUUGGCCUAUUUACACUAGUACUGCUAGAUACGACAAAGCAGUUAAACGUAUGGAGGAGCCGGAAUCUACAUGGUCAAAAUGUUCUAUUCGAAAAAUAUAUGGGACAUAUAUGACUUAUGAUGUGGCAAGACAAAAGUGUAAACGAGCCGAAGAAGAGUCUGAUCUACAUCAAAUACCGAGAAAGAUGAAUCUCGCAAGAGAACAAGAAAAAAUAGAGCUAAAAAAGAUAUGAACUCCUCAGCGAGCAGCAAUGAACUGUCAGAUGACACUAGUAUAUUAGACAGUAUGCCAAAAGUACCAAAAUUUUUAAACAAAGUUACACAUUUGAAAAAUACCGGAAAUGCACAAAAAAGUUUUGAUGACAGAUCAUAUAAGAGACAGAGUACAAAGACAAUGAAAAAUACUGCAUCAAACAAUCAGUCCAAUGUAGGAAAGAACGAUUUUCAUCCAUCACCAGUUGUUAGUUCUGGUUACAUUAGACCCGGUGGGUCUAGGAAUUAUCAAAUAGAAGAAGAAGAACAAGACGAUCUAGUAAGUAUUGAAAGUUCUGAGCGAGAUGAAGAUAAUGAUGUUGUAUUAAGUCCGAGCUUGACCUCUAAUGAAGAUGCACGAGAUAAAAAUGUUUCGAAAGAUGAAGAAUCAUGUAAUGAUGACGAUAAUUAUAAUGUUAAUGCUUCAGUCAUGUCAUUAGCAGGAAUAAAGAAGACUAAAGUACUAGGACCAAAUUACAAUGAUGGUGAACGAAAAUCAAACGAUUCUACACGAUAUGUAAUUCGAAAACUAACGAAUAUGGAAAUGAAAAUGAAUGUCAUGCACACGGACAUAAAAAAUAUGAAAAAGCAGGUUGCAAAACUUUCAACUGGUACUUUCGAAACGAAAGAAAGACAAAAAAUUGAUAUUUUUCAAGAUCUGCCAUUGAAGGAUGAAAACGAUCUUGAAGCGAUGGAAACAAAAUUAAAAAAUAAUUCAUCUUAUCGAAGUGAAAUGACGACACAAUUGGCAUUUGUAUUGUGUCAAAACAUGAAAACAUCAUGUUUGCGACUGAUGAGACUAAUGGUCUCUAAUGACUUGGCGAUAAAGUACAGUUGGUACGGUGCAAAAAAGGAACAAAUAUUUUCCAAAUUAGAAAUUUGCAAAAUAAUUACAAAUGUGAUACGAAAAUCAUUUGUUGAUGUGACAGACGACCAAAUUUCAGCUCCGAUUAAAAUAUGGCUAGCCCAUGCCAAGGAACGCAUGACGAGAAACAAAGAACAAGAAAACAAGGACAAGAAAACGUGCCUUUGGAAAACGUGCCUUUGGAAAACGUUAGAUUGUAAAUCGGCAAUGAAUAUGAAUAUUUAUCUUUUUGCGCAAGAGUCAGAUUAGUAGCAACAUGUUUUCUUUCUUAAAAGUUUUAUUUUUUAAAUGUUGGUCUUUUUUGCAAUAUUGUCGAGAUGCUGUAGCACCAUGUUUCCUUUCUUAAAAGUUUAUUUUAAAUUUUGGUCUGCAAUAUUAGUUUUCCGUGUAUAGGAAUUAAGUGAAAGUGAUUGAUGGUAUAUUACCAAUUGUGUAUUUGUGCAAUACGUACCAAUAGCUCAACGAAUUUUGCUUCGUUUUCUUGUUUUGUAAUAACAUAACAAUGCACAUAUAAAUAAAUAUAAAUUUAUAAAAUA